Molecule: messenger RNA, 1333 nt
Organism: Eupeodes corollae
Lineage: Eukaryota; Metazoa; Arthropoda; Insecta; Diptera; Syrphidae
Product: trans-1,2-dihydrobenzene-1,2-diol dehydrogenase-like
Exons: 4
Coding region: 262-1263 (333 amino acids)
Molecular function (GO): nucleotide binding
Source: RefSeq, a predicted model, not a curated record
GCUUGUAGCUACUUUAAACUAUAGAUAAAAGUUAAUUUCAACAACUAUUUACCUUCGUAUCUUAUUAUAUAUAAAACUGCAUAAUCAAAACUUAUCUUUUUCCAAUAAUUUCACAACAACAUAUCAACUGAUAAAGAAACUAAAAACAUUGACCUAUCCAGUUUAUUUAAACUUGAAAUUAAUUCAGUUUGCAGUCAAUUGCAGAAGUGAUCGCAUUUGUUCAAUAAAAUAAAAUAAAAUUUAUUUAGAAUCCCAGAAGUUAUGGCUUUACGUUGGGGAAUUGUGUCAGCUGGAAAAAUAAGCCAUGACUUCGUCACUGGACUCAGUACUUUGCCUACCAAUGAGCAUAAAGUUGCAGCUAUAGCUGCCCGUGACAUGCAACGGGCACAAGAAUUUGCAAAAGCUCAUGAAAUCCCAAAAGCAUUUGGAAGUUAUGAGGAACUUGCAAUGUCAUCUGAAGUCGAUGUCGUUUAUGUUGGAGCUCUGAAUCCACAACACUUUGAAAUUGGAAUGUUAAUGUUGAAACAUGGCAAGCACGUCCUUAUUGAAAAACCUUUAUGCAUGAAUGAAAAACAAGCUCAGCAACUCACGGCUUAUGCCAAGAGUCGAAAAUUAUUCCUCAUGGAGGCAGUGUGGUCAAGAUUCUUUCCAGCUUAUCAACAUGUUCGCAAACAGAUUGCUAGCGGAGCUCUAGGAACUAUCCAAGAGGUGAAUGUUUCAUUUGGAUUCGAUUUAACAGAAAUUAAUCGUCUGCAGAAAAAAGAACUGGGAGGUGGAACUGUUCUUGACUUGGGUAUCUAUGUUAUUCAGGCUUCUCAAUGGGCAUUCCAAGAACCUCCGAAAUCCAUUAAAGCAACUGGUGAACUAAAUGCCGAAGGUGUUGAUGUGUGUGUUCAGGCAGAGUUGGAAUAUUCUGGUGGAAGAAUUGCUAAAAUUCAAACAAGUGCUAAAAAGGAACUAGAAAACAAGGCAGUUAUUAAGGGAACUAAGGGUGAAAUAACGAUUCUGCAAUUUUGGUGUCCAACAACUUUAAUUGAUAUCGAUGGCAAAGAAAAAUCAUGGCCCCUACCCAAAGGAAAAUACAAGACAAAUUUCCUCAACUCUGAAGGCCUACGUUACGAAGCAGAGGAAGUUCGAAAAUGUAUCCGAGAAGGAAAACUUCAAAGUGAACAUAUGCCACAUAGUGAAAGCUUACUUCUGGCUCAUGUUGAAGAUUCAAUAAGGAAACAAAUUGGAGUUGUUUUCGCAGAAGAUGAAAUGUAAUGUUUUGUGGAGAUUUUCCAAUGUUGUACGCAUAAUUAAAAAAAAAAUUAAGCAGAGUGUUGCACUUUAA